This is a messenger RNA of Siniperca chuatsi (mandarin fish), 2960 nucleotides long. Its product is annotated as arrestin domain-containing protein 3-like. Gene Ontology annotation, biological process: protein transport. The transcript is spliced from 7 exons. Lineage: Eukaryota; Metazoa; Chordata; Actinopteri; Centrarchiformes; Sinipercidae. Bases 335 to 1303 code for a protein of 322 amino acids. Gene Ontology annotation, cellular component: plasma membrane; cytoplasm. The record is from RefSeq and is a predicted model, not a curated record.
UUGCAUUUGAAUAGUAAAUAUCCAGCGGCAUCUCAUAGCGAACAGACUGUGGCCAAGGUGAUCACCAUCCCUAGAGAACAACUGCUCUCCAUCUUGUACUGCUCUAUCAUCAAGCUAGAGUACAAGCUGAAGAUACAGGUUCUGGAGAAGUCCACUGCAACAGUGCAUAUGCCAGCCUUGCCUGAUCAUCGUUCCUCAACGAAAGGCUCCACUUCAAGACUGACGUGGAUCUAUUCAAACCUGCUUUCGGUAAAUUUAAAGGAUUCAUUUUGCACAAAAGGUGGAUCUUCUUCGUGCUUUCACUAAUCUACCUUUGUUAGAUGAUGGUUAUUUGAUGAUCAUGACUGUAAAGCAUCUCUCGGUGGAGUACAACAAGGUGAAUGAACGAGGCACCUUCUCUCCUGGGGACAUCCUCUCAGGAAGGGUGAUGGUGGUGACCAGCAAGGUAACCAAAGUGCAGUGUUUUUUGGUCAAAGCCAAAGGAAAAGCAAAGGUGACAUGGUAUGAGCAAGGAGAAGCCACAGGGGUUCACAGCAACAAGAAGAAAUACUUUUAUUUUGAACAUAUUAUUCUUCAGGAUAAAAACAAAGGAGACGGUUCUGAAAUCAUCAACCCUGGGAGAAAUGUGUAUCCAUUCACCUUUGUGAUUCCAAAUAUAGAUAUGCCUUCAUCUUAUAAAGGGAAAUGGGGCAAAGUUACAUAUAGUUUGAGAGCACAGCUGACUCAGUCAUUCUGGCUUGUCCACAAAACCAAGACUGAGUUCCCUUUUCUGACCAAGUCUGAGUUCCCCUUUGCCUCCAAAUCAGAGAUGAUAAUCAUGGGACUUAAGGAGCAACAAUAUGCGACCAGGAUUUCAUUUUAUGGCUCUGAAAAGGUCACUAUGAAUGUUACCUCAGAAAAAAUUGGAGUAAAACAAGGUGAGGCAGUGGGAGUUUCUGUAGAAGUACUCAAUGACUCAGCACGCACAGUAACACCCAAAUUCUGCCUGUGCGAGAAGCAGACCUUUGCUGCUCAGUCAAAGAGGAUAGUACACACAGAUGACAUCGUGUUUGGGACAGGAGACUCUGUUCCAGCUGAGACCAGUCGGAUUAUAACCAAAGUUCUGAGUAUCCCUCCACAGCUCCCUCCUACCUUCUUCAACUGCUGCAUGAUGAAGCUCGAGUACAGACUCAAGGUCACUCUUGAUGUCCCUCUGGCAAGAGACCCAGAGAUCAAACUCCCUCUGGUCAUUCUGUUGGGUUCGCCACAACCACAUCAACAAAAACCAAAGAGAUCCAUCUGGUUUAGAAAGCUUCCUAGUUAAAAGGAUGCAUUAGAUCAAGAGCCAGUGUUCAUUGUAGCUACUUUUGAAUAAGUGGAUGUUUCUUGGGGAAGUUCAAACUACCUCAAGAGUUUUGCUCAUUGUAUGUUCUCUUGUCCACUAGAUGGAGAUGUGUGUCACUAAGGAGUCCAUCAGUAACCGUGUAUUCAUUUGAGUGUAUUGAGUGUAUGUACUUAAAUCCAAAUAUUCAGAUCCCUUACUCCAUUACAAAUAAGUGUACUGCAUUUAAAAUCUUACCUAAGGAAAAGUACAGAAGUAUUAUCAACUGAAUGCACUUAAAGUAUCAAAAGUACUCAUUCUUGAAAAAUAGCCCCUGUGACUGAUAUAUUAUCAUCUAUUACAUUAUUAGAUUGUUAAUACUGAUGCAUCAAGGCAUAUAGCCUUUUACUGCCGUAGCUGGUUGUGGUGGAGCUAGUUUAAACUACUUUAUACACAGUUUAGUCCGGUGGGUAAGGGUCACAAGAUAAAGCUAAGGAGUCAUGAGACGAUUAAUGGGGCAGGAAAAAAGAACAAAGUUCUGCUACACUAAUCUGUUUUCAUUUUUGGGAAUAUUUUCUAAUAUUCUUCUCUAUGAGACACUAAUUAAUUUUAAGAUAUUAACAGUUUACAUUUAAGUCAUUCAUCGUCUCCUCGCAAUCGUGGCUGUUGGGAAUGAACAUUCAUACUUCGCAGCGGAGAGACAAACAAUGAAUCAGUAAGAGCUGAGGAUUAGAUGUUUGGGGAUUCUCACGCUCAUCCUUGUCCAUGGACUCAUUUUGCAACAGAGGAAAGAAUUGAACAAAGGCACAUUCAUGAUUCUAACAGUACAUGUGUUACCCAACCAGCGGUUCUUAAGUGAAACCAGGCCCAUGUUCUUGACAGAGACUCAGAGAUCUCUCCCUGCCCAGGAGGGGAAACAUGUGAGCUGAGCAUUUUAUGGUUGGGAUCCAUCCUGGAAACAUUAGAUCUGGCUAUUGUGACACCACAUACAGCACACCCACAUAUCCAGCCAGAGAGAGAGAGAGAGAGAGAGAGAGAGAGAGAGAGAGAGAAAGAGCAGCGUUUGGUUCUGAUGCACAAAUAGGGCCUCACGAUUUCACGUUCAGCCCACAAAACAGAAGAAAAUUGACAAUGUUGUCAACAUUAAUAAUACAAGAGUACAAGAGUGACCAACACAGGCUUCAGAUUCCAUUGUUCUGGAGUACAUGUCCUCUGUGCUGGUAUUGUGGGAAUUGAAAAAUUAAACUCAUAUUUCAGCUGCUGCAAUUGACUUGUCAUCAUGUGUCACUUGAUCCUGUUAGAAAAUGUAUUAAUAUUUGAGUGGAAACACAUAACAUGUAAUUCAAUUAAUAUGUUGAAAAUGCCUGAAAACAACGUUUAAUGUAUAAAUUAUUGUAAGUAACUGUAAUAACUGUUAUAGUAUAAUGACUAUGUGGGUAGAGGAAGGCUGACAGCCAUUGACAUAACUCAGCAAGUGUUGGAGAAAUGGAAAAUACAGGGUCUAAAUACUGUGUGAUUGAAUAGAAUUUUGCAGUGAGGUUUUAUGUAGCACAGUACAUACUGCAUAUUUAGCUAAUUCUGCCUCCUACACCUGCAUGAAGAUAUCUGCAAAGCAGCAGUGUAGUUCAUGGUCUUCAAUAAAAUAGAAUGGAAACUUUCA